Molecule: messenger RNA, 570 nt
Organism: Peronospora matthiolae
Lineage: Eukaryota; Oomycota; Peronosporomycetes; Peronosporales; Peronosporaceae
Source: the annotation of a GenBank genome assembly
AUGCGUGCGACCGGAGAUGGUGCCUCUCACGCCUCAGCAGCAGGUGCUUCGUCGCCUGUCGUUGUGAAUCGUCCGCGUGGUGAGUCACCACGUGCGACAGGUACAUCCGUUGCGUCUGCAGCGGGUACCGCGAAUCGUAAACCAAAUGAGUAUGAAAUAGAGCUGAUCUAUUCUGGCGAGUCGGAUGAUGUAUCCGAAUCGAAGGCGACACCUCGCGCCUCCGGGUCAUUCGGGGAGGACAAGGCAAGAGCCAGAUUGACUGGCUCUGGUCAGCGCGGCAGCAUCAUGACCGAGGUCUUCGGAUCGAGUAAUUAUUUCGAUGAGUCUCCGCCUCACGCAAGUCCAUCCAACGAUAGGACGCGAGGAGAUGGUGGUGAUGCACCUAUGCGUCACCACGAGCGAAGUAACUCAAGGGAUCGGGGUAACAUUGGUGCCAGUGCUCAUGCUGGCACCAAUCAAGAGGCCAGGGACCGAAAUGUCCUGCUUCACGCUUCUCAAGUGGAGUGUCCGUGGAUGCCGCCAUCCAGGGAGUUAAACCGGUUGGCCGGCAUGACUACCGAUCGAUAUUGA